AUGUCCGGAGGACUAGAAGUACUCUCCGUCAAGGAGGAAGAUAUGUUGAAGCUUCUAGCUGCCGGAGCUCACCUUGGAUCCACGAAUGUUGACCAUCAAAUGCACCAAUAUGUCUUCAAGCGCAAGCCUGAUGGCAUUUUCAUCAUCAACCUGAAGAAGACCUGGGAGAAGCUGUUGCUUGCGGCUCGUGCAAUCGUAGCCAUUGAGAACCCAGCUGAUAUCUGCGUCAUUUCUGCUCGUCCCUACGGACAGAGGGCUGUCCUGAAGUUUGCAUCUUCAACUGGCUCCACCCCCAUCGCUGGACGAUUCACCCCUGGAACAUUCACUAACCAGAUCCAGGCUGCCUUUCGGGAGCCGCGUCUGCUGGUUGUGACUGACCCACGCAUUGACCACCAGCCAGUGACCGAGGCCUCCUACGUGAACAUCCCUGUUGUUGCUUUCUGCAACACUGACUCACCCCUGCAGCAUGUGGACAUUGCCAUCCCAUGUAACAACAAGGGGGCCCAGUCGAUUGGUCUGAUGUGGUGGCUCCUGUCUCGUGAGGUUCUGCGCCUGAGGGGCACCAUUUCUCGUGACCACCCAUGGGAGAUCAUGCCUGAUCUCUUCUUCUACCGUGACCCAGAGGAAGUUGAGAAGGAAGAAAAGGAGGCACUUGAGAGGGCUAAGGAUGAGAUCCCAGCACCUCAGCCAGACUGGCCAGGUGAACCCAGUAUUGUUGGAGCACCCGAUGUCAGCGAUUGGGCAGCUGAAGAUGUACCAGUGCCGGCUGUGGUUCUCCAGCCCCAGGUUUUCCCUCCAGUAGCUGACGAAUGGAAUGUCCCCAAGAUAGGUGACUGGACUGCAACCCAGGAAGUCGCUCCUGAUACUGUAGCAAACUGGUCAAACCCAGACGAGAACUGGAAUUAA
Molecule: messenger RNA, 906 nt
Organism: Candidula unifasciata
Lineage: Eukaryota; Metazoa; Mollusca; Gastropoda; Stylommatophora; Geomitridae
Source: the annotation of a GenBank genome assembly